Molecule: messenger RNA, 3753 nt
Organism: Heterobilharzia americana
Lineage: Eukaryota; Metazoa; Platyhelminthes; Trematoda; Strigeidida; Schistosomatidae
Source: the annotation of a GenBank genome assembly
AUGGCCUCCAAGGAAAAAAAUAAUAAUAAUUUUAAUCAACCAUUGGAUUAUGAUUUGCAUAAAUUUGAAACACCAAAUGAACCUGAUGUUAUCGAAGAAGCUGAGACAGAAAAUUGCCAGUCACUUAUCAACGCCAUCAUAUGUGGAAACCUGGAAUUGGUUAGUCAUUUAUUUACCCAAUACGGUGAUUUUGACUUUCAAGAGCUAGAUGAGAAUGGAAACGGUUUAAUGCAUAUUGGCCAUAACGUGCCUUUGUACAACGUGAAUAAAGAUGGUGAAACACCUCUUCAUGUUGCUGCAAAAUCGGGAUUGACUUUAAUUGUUGAUUAUAUAGUCGGUUUGGAAUUAAAUCUGCUCUCUUUCGUUGAUAAGCAUGGUAAUACGGCUUUACAUCUGGCUAGUAUACAUAACCAAUCAAAUGUGGCCUUUUCACUUUGCAACGCUGGUGCACCUUUGGAAGUUCGGAAUAAAAAUCGUAAAACACCUCUGUUAUGUGCAGUAAUUGCUGGUUCAGAGAAUUGUGUACGGGUUCUUAUACGAGCUGGUGCAAGAGCAGAUGUUACUGAUGAGGGAGGUAAUACACCACUUCAUCUCGCUGCUAUACAAGGAGAUUAUCCUAUCGUCAAAUUACUUUCCAAAGCUGUUACAAAUGUUGAUAUUUACAACACAUUAGAAUUCACUCCUCUUCAUUUAGCUGCCAGACAUGGACAUCUUAGGACAGUUCGUUAUCUGAUACUCGCUGGUGCUGAUCCUGGUAUCACAAGUCGUAAUGGAAUAACACCAGACGUUAUGGCUUUUGCUCAAGGCUAUGCAAAAGUUGGAAUGUUGUUAACUAAAAUGAAACCGGAGAGGCGUAUAGCUUGGAUUGAACAGUUAAAAGAAGGUACACAUCGUUUACCCAGAAUUAAACUGAAACUUUUUGGUUCAAGUCUUGUUGGUAAAACUCAGCUGGUGCAUUCCCUUCAAACUGGGCCAAUUUCUGCCUACUUGAAGAAGAAACUGACUUCUGUAUCAGAAUUUGCUGGUUUGAGUGGAGAAGUUGGUCCAGUAUCCCAUUUAUAUCGUCAUUAUUAUCCAUACAUUUGGAAUAUAGACUCAGAACAUGAGAACUAUACUCAAGGAAUUAAUGUCCACAUUACAAACGAGUAUAGUCUAUGGGAUUUUUCUGGAUUUCAAUCUUAUUACUGUUUUUACGAUCAUUUCAUUGGCGACAUUAACUGUAUCCACUUGGUAUUGUUCAAUUUAAUGGAUUCAUUAGAAUGGAGACGUAAAAGUGUGCGAUUUUGGCUUGAUUUCUUGCAUGCACGAAUACCUAUCAUAGGCCCUCUAUUAUUUGGAGGCAGACCUACACAAAUGGCUCGUAUUAUUCUGAUUGGAACUCAUGCAGAUAUAGUGCAAUGUCAGAAAGAUCCAAAUGGACUUUACUAUGAUGAAGAAGCUUUGCAGUUUUUGAAGGAAAUUAUGUCAGAAUAUGAAGAUAAAUUAGAUAUCCAUGAAUUUAUCUACCUACUCGAUGCAAGAGAUGCUACGUCGCUAGAAUUGAAACAACUGAAGACAUACUUAACCGAUGUUCGAAAUAUUAUAGUACAGACACUACCAAGAACUAAUUCUUUAAUGUUGGAUUUAUCGAACAAACUACCAGAAUGGACAGUGAAUGAUCUAUUCCCAGUCUAUGAUUUGGAUCAGUUUGCAGAACGCGUUCAUGAGGAUAUUAAUCCGUUAUGUACCGAAGAACAUUUAUUUUCUCUUGUUGAACACUUGCAGUAUGCUGGAAAUAUUGUAUAUAUCGAAUCCUAUUCUAACAGUACCACAAACAGCAACGGGCUGGACGAUGUUGAUCGAGAAAACAGCAAAAGUAAUAAUUAUAACAAAAAAGAUAUGAUUGUACUCGACCCAAAUUGGUUAUGUAGUGAAAUGCUUGGUCUAUGUUUUUCUGAACGAUUCAUCCAUCGUACCCGUAUAACAGGUAGUUAUACUCUCGAAGAACUACAACUAUUUGUACGUGAAAAGAAUACUCAACAAAUGAUUAAACUACUUGAAUCAUUUGGUUUAUGUGUUUGUUGCAUUGUCAAAGAACAUCAUCCUGUUACUCGUGUAAAAUCUCGCGGCAAAAAGCAUUCAGCAGAUUGCUUUGAACUAUUUGAACAGAUCAACAGUAAUCCCCAUUCAACGCCAUAUUCAUCGAAUGUUGAAUACACAGAUCAAAAUGGUGGUAGUAGUAACCGUAACAAUGGUCACAGUGUUUAUAAGGUGAAUCAAGCCCACAGUAAUGACUUUAGUUUAAACACUACUCAAGUCCUAAAACCUAUUGUAUUUGAUAUUUCAAGGUUAAAUGAUACAUCGUUUAGAAACGAAGAUAUACAAAUUGAGAUACCACGUUUAAAUUUAGUCCCACUAUAUCAAGGUUUAUGGGAUAACAAUGAAGUUGAGAAUAAAAGAAUGCUUUAUUCUGGUGUACAAUUAAUAUCGUCACCCGGACAAUUUAUACACUUAAUGCCUCGCAUACAAGUUCACUUGAGACGAGAAAUAUCAGUGAACAGAAAGAAAUACACCCAAAUGAAGAUAUCAAAUGAUUUUCCGAAAUUAAGUAUUAAAGAUCAAAACAAUUUUUACGCCACUUCAGAGGUGUAUAUGAAUUUGUUAGACCUUCAUUCUAAUAGUAUCACUAAUAAACGCAGAACAUGUCAUUCACGUUCAUGGAAUUUAGUACAGUGGCUUCAUGGUUCAAAAAUCACGGAUUCUAAAGGGGAAAUUCAAGUUUUUAUAUGUAUUGACGAAAGUAAACAGGUACUUGAAAUUCGUUCUAGGUGUCUACCGCAACACACACACUUAACAUUCGGUCUUCUUCACGAAACUAUACAUUUAAUUAGACAAGUCACUUCGAGAUGUUGUCCAAACCUGAACCUUGAGCUAAGGCUGAUUAAUUCAGACGACCUGACUAGCCAUCGAAUAACUCCAAAAGUAUGGGAUCCCAGACAACUAGUUCAAACAUUUAUAUUAGUGAUAGCUCAAAACUCUCAUAUUAAUAAUAAUUCAUUGUGUAGUAUCGAUCUUCAGAAACCAAGAACAUCCCAACAACAAGAACUUCAGAAGUACGGGCCGUCAAAAUUUCUUCACGAAGCCACUGAUGAUGGCCUCAGUGGUGAUGAAGACGACGAAGAAAAGAAUGAUAAUGAAGGAGAAACCAGUGAGAGCAGCGGUAUAAGGAUGACAGACAGAAAAUCUCUUCAUUCAGUAAAAUUACAAAACCAGUUAAUUAAAGACUUGUUUUUCAACGAUGAGCAUUUGGCACAAGAAGUAUCAAACCACCUAUUGAAUGUACCAUCUUACCCGUUACCUAUGAGUAUUCUGCAGAAGUUAGCCAAACAUAUUGAUGUCACGGAACGUGACCCAUGUAGAUUUAACUCACUUAUACAAUAUCUGUGCUAUCCAGAUUUAAAAAACUUAAUCAUUCAAUGGAAUCAAGGUAUAUGCUUAUGGGGUACAUUAAGCCCGACAACAACUUUACUGAAUUUCGCUGGUAAAUACCCAAUACGUAUACUAGAAUGGGCUUUAUUGUCGAGUUAUGGACUAGAUGUUAUCCAGUUGUUAUACACCUCUCAUAUUUUGUUGAAUUUCAGUCAAGUUGUAUUUAAACAGGAAACAGUGGAACCGCCUAACAGUAAUGACAAUGACUGCAGAAAAAACCCCAAGUCAGAUCAAAUGAUAAAAUAUAUCCGUUCAUCGUCUACUCCACGUGACAGUCAAUUGUAA